CUUCCUAUGCAAACAAAACCACCCCCUUUCUUUACUGUUGUCACAUAACCAGACAAAAGUUGCUUAUUAUUAUUUUAUUGCAGGAUGUUACAAGUUGAUGCCGCUGCCUCUCUCCUCCUCCUCUCUUUCUUUGAUGCUUGCCAGUGCCAGCUUUCUUUUCUUUCUUCAUUCCCCGCUUCUCUUCGUUGGUGCUGCGGUUUUGGUUCGAGUGAGGAGGAGGAGGAGGAGGAUGAUGAUGAUGGUGGUGGGCGGGGGCAGCAGGUAUCCCUUCACUGCAUCCCAGUGGCAAGAGUUGGAGCUCCAAGCCCUCAUCUUCAAGUACAUGGUUUCAGGCAUCCCCGUGCCUCCCGAUCUCAUCCUCUGCAUCAGGAGGAGCCUCUUCGUGGAGCCUCAAACUCUUCCGUUCCUUCCUCAUCGCCCCACGGUUGGAUGGGAAGCUUAUCAGGUGGGUGACGGUAGGAAGGCAGUGGAUCCGGAGCCAGGGAGGUGCAGAAGAACAGAUGGGAAGAAGUGGCGGUGCUCCAAGGAGGCCUUCCCUGACUCCAAGUACUGCGAGAGGCACAUGCACAGGGGGAAGAGCCGUUCAAGAAAGCCUGUGGAAUUGUCUUUGGCCACCACCCCAAUCUCCUCCCACUUCCCUCCUCCCACUGCUCCUCCUCCUCCUCCUCCUCCUCUCUCACUCUCCACACCUCAUCACACCCACCACUUCCUGUUCCCCUGCUCCUCCUCCUCCUCCUCCUCCUCCUCCUCCUCUUCCUCCUCCUCUUCGAGGCCUCCUCCCAUGAUGGCGCACUCACAACAGGAUGACUCUUCCGGUUACAGGAGCAUCCUUGGAUUCAGGCAGGAUGUGAACGAACACCCUUUCUUCUCAGAAGCCUGCAGGGGUGGCAGGGAGAUGCCGUUCAGGCUUGGCCCAGUGGAGGAGGAAGAGAAGCACUACUUCGUGCUUGGUGCUGAUUUCAAGACACAGAGAAAAGGUGAGGCGGAGAGGGAGGAGCCAGCACAGAACCUGAGGCCAUUCCACUGCUUUCUUGAUGAGAAACCAUCGACGGUGGUGGAUUCUUGGUUGGGCAUGGCGGUGGAUCAGUCGAAGCAAGCGCCAGACCUGAAGACGCGGCUCUCCAUCACCAUUCCUGUGGCGAAUCACGACAUGCCUGUGACUGCGCCGCCGUGUUACAGUGAUGGUUGAGUAAAAGCCUCAUGGUUGCGCAUGCUUUGCCUCUCCUGCCGACAGAUACAUUGCUGAGAUGAACGAAGAACGGUUGCUUUGUUGUUUUCGGUUCUCUCUCUGUUCUUAAACUUGGAAAGACCUUCUCGAGUUCCAUGUAUCUUCACUUACCUGCUUAAGAUGUGACUUCUCCUCACUUGGCUCA
This is a messenger RNA of Musa acuminata subsp. malaccensis (wild Malaysian banana), 1373 nucleotides long. The record is from RefSeq and is a predicted model, not a curated record. Lineage: Eukaryota; Viridiplantae; Streptophyta; Magnoliopsida; Zingiberales; Musaceae.